AUGCGGUUCGCAACCAUCGUCGUCACGGUUGCCAUGGCCGCCAGCAUCGCUCUUGGUGGUGCGAAAGAAACGGCUCCCAACACUACAGAGCCAGAGUUCUUCCUCAUCCGUCACGCGGAGAAGAAGCUGAAUGGAGCGAUAUCCGCCAAGGGCAGACGGCGUGCGCAGUGCCUGGUCAAGAUCUUUGGCAAGGAUAGCAAGUACAACAUUCAGCACAUCAUGGUGCAGAGGCCAUACCCUCACAGUCGGUCGUCGCCUUGCGUCUCGCGGCGCCGUCGCCUUGUCUGCCCGUGCCCGGCUAACACUCUGCCAGACAAGCUCAGCCAGCGGCCCUACAACACGACUCUCCCUCUUGCCAACGCGCUGGGCAUCGAGAUAGACACCCCGUGCAACUACAACCACCCAAAGUGUGCCGCCGACUUCGCCCUCAAGUACAGAGGAGGCAACGUCCUCAUAGGAUGGGAGCACGGCUAUCUCUCCAGGGUGUCCAAGGCCCUGGGCGGCAAGCAUGUGAAGAGAUACCCUCGUGAGUGGACCACGCGGCUUGCCUUCGGCUUUUGUUUGCUAGCUGUCAUGCUCAUCAUUGUAGUUCUGCGCUUCGACCUGAUUUACAACCAGCCGCCGCCGUACACAAACGUGACUGUCACCAAGGAAGACUGCGAGGGGCUAGACAAGUGA
Molecule: messenger RNA, 678 nt
Organism: Metarhizium album ARSEF 1941
Lineage: Eukaryota; Fungi; Ascomycota; Sordariomycetes; Hypocreales; Clavicipitaceae
Exons: 1
Coding region: 1-678 (225 amino acids)
Source: RefSeq, a predicted model, not a curated record